This is a messenger RNA of Arachis duranensis, 1167 nucleotides long. RefSeq names its product lysine-specific demethylase JMJ14. The record is from RefSeq and is a predicted model, not a curated record. Gene Ontology annotation, cellular component: nucleus. The transcript is spliced from 5 exons. NCBI's taxonomy places the organism in Eukaryota, Viridiplantae, Streptophyta, Magnoliopsida, Fabales, Fabaceae. Bases 360 to 917 code for a protein of 185 amino acids.
CGCCGCCGCCGCGCAAGACUGCUGACAGACAUUCUCAAGGAUGACAGCAAUUCUAACUCUGAAUUCGUGCAAUCUUUUCAUGGGAACCUGUGCGAUGAUGAUGCCUUGAAAGUCAUCAAGUUGGGGAUUCCUGGUUGAUUUUGUUGAAGCCAUUAUGGAGGAUAAGCCAGCUUUCAUAUUCUGUGUCGAAGACAGAGCACUCUUUUUUUUGAAGAGCAACUUUUUUAUUGUUUUGGUAAACUUAUCCAGGAUUCAAGAGCCGCGUUAAGUUCUUUAGUAUUCUUGAUCCAACAAGACCCUGUAAUUAUGUUUCUGAAAUCUCCGAUGCUGGAUUUCUUGGUCCUCUUUUCAAGGUUACCAUGGAAGAACAUCCAACUGAAGCUUUCACAAACACAUCAGCGGAUAAGUGUUGGGAAACAAUUCUUGACAGACUAAAUGCUGAGAUCGAGAGGUGUAAGAGUCUAGGUGAACAAGAACUCCCUCCCUUGGAGGUUUUGCAAAGCAUUAAUGGUCAUAAAAUGUUCGGAUUCCUUAAGCCAUCCAUUAUUCAGGCCAUUGAAGCUCAAGAUCCCAGUCAUCAAUGUGUAGAGUACUGGCAUCACAAAGAACUUUCCUCUGAAUCUUCAGGCAGUGGAAAUGAUGCCUCUAAGUGCUCAAAUGGUUCAAGCAACUCUCUGGGUGAUGUCAAGACCAAACUUUUCGGCUUCAAUUUGAUAAAGCAGGAGCAAGAAGAUAACAUAGAAGGACAUUUUCGUUCAUUUGAAGAGAUGAAGUCAUUGCUACAAGGAUUCCUAAAAAAGGCCAGUCCUGCCGAGUUGAGUGCAAUGCUCAAGUUAUUUAGCUCUAAUUCACAAGUUACUCAAUGGAGAGCGGCAUUCGUAGCGUUGAUCGAAGAGAUCCAGAAAGGUUGUAGAUAAAAGAAGAAUAAGAUCUCUCUAGUCAUUUUUCAAUUUAUUCAGUAGUUAGGUCCAUUCAUAACUAAACUGAAGAAAAUUCUGGGUAAGGCCAAGAUAUAAAAUUUUCUUUUGUUCCUAGUAAUAGAGUGAACUUGUUAGUUAGAGGUGGCUAAUGCUAUUAAACACCCAUUGUAGUUGCUAGUGCCUUUGUUCCAUUUAUACUUUUCUUUUUUAUAUUUAUAUUUUUCUUUUUAAGCUAGCUUUUGGUGUC